Cetraspora pellucida is the source of this 891-nucleotide messenger RNA. Lineage: Eukaryota; Fungi; Glomeromycota; Glomeromycetes; Diversisporales; Gigasporaceae. The record is from the annotation of a GenBank genome assembly.
AUGAGCCAUCAUUCAGAAAUUAAAAAACAUGAGAGUACAUCCACAAAUGCGUAUCUCCCUCCUGUGGAAGAUUCAGAAGAUUCAAUCAAUACUAGAUUCUACAUGUACAAUAUUUACGAGCAUGUAUUUAAUGACAUAAUAUGCGCUCCAGUUCAAGAAAAGUUGCAAACCGGUGCCAAAGUGCUAGAAUUUUGUUGUGAUUCUGGAAUUUGGACUACAGAGAUUGCACCUGAAUAUCCAAAUACAGAAUUUUAUGCAGUUGAUUCUACCAUAUCAAUUUCUGGUGAAAAAUUUAAUAAUAUUACAUUUAUUGAAUGUGAUAUUUUUAAAAAGCUACCAUUCCCCGAUAAUGAAUUUGAUUAUAUUGUUUCUCAAGAUAAACUUUUUUUAAUGGAAAAAAAUAGAUUUCUUGAAGGUUUAUCAGAAAUCAUUAGAGUAUUAAAGCCUGAAGGUUGGUUAGAGUUUGUAGGUACAUAUAAUACGGAUCUUGUUUAUGGGUCAGCUUAUAAACAAUUAAAAAACACAUGGGAAUCGUGGCUCAGAUUACAAAAUAUUGAUAGUGACAUAGUUAAAAACAUUGAAAAUUACCUUCAACAAACCGGAAAAGUCGAAUCAAUAUCAUGUCAAACAAAAGACUCUCAGAUUCGAAGUGGAAAUGCUUUUGGAGAGUUCCUUAAUGAAUUUAUUUUCUCCUUUUAUAGAAGUACGAGGGAUUAUUUGGCACCUUUUAUGAGCAUUUCACUUGAAGAAUUUGAUGACUUGGUGAAUAAGGCAGAAUGUGAAUUAAGUGCUAAAGAUAACCAAACAACAAUAAGACAUAAACAAAUACUUGCAAAAAAGAAGAGUAUGCAUUCUGAAGCAACUACACGUACUGUAUCCAGUACUGAAUAA